Molecule: messenger RNA, 793 nt
Organism: Trichomonas vaginalis G3
Lineage: Eukaryota; Parabasalia; Trichomonadida; Trichomonadidae
Product: organellar and viral DNA polymerase type B
Exons: 1
Source: RefSeq, a predicted model, not a curated record
AUGUAUCGGAAGUUGUCUAAGUUAGAACACUCGGAAAUAAAACAACUUCUUACAGAAGCUAAUAUAGAUGUUGCAAAGCAUUACGCAACAAACAAAAAGGCACUCGCUGACAUCCUCAAUGACUACAAUGGUGAAAUAAGUUAUGAUAGAAUUCAUGAGUUCAUAAAGCCACAACGCGGUGAGGACGAAGUCCAUGCAAGAACUUUUCCUUUAAAUGACGUUGCUAUUGACUUAUAUCAUAGACGUUCAAUACCUCAUGAAGUAAGGCGUGAGAUGUUUGACAUAACAAAUGCGAACGUUGGUGAAACAAGAAGAAGAGACGACACACUGAAACAACAGAGAAGAGAGAUGUUUAAAAAUGCUAUAGAACAAGUUCGCAAAGCUAACGAUGUCAUUCGUUCCAUUGACGACAAACCAAAAGAAGGUGAGAGAUGGUUAAAGAAAGAUGAAGAGAAUAGGAAGAGAAAUGUGAAGUCAGGCAAUAGACUCAUUGACUUUAACAUCGAAGCUUUAGAUGAACCAAACAGAGACUACUUACACAAACAUUUCGGUAAGGUUUUCAUGAGACUCUUAGAGAAAAUUAAAAUAAACUCACAACAGAGAUGGAUGGUAUGUUAUAAACUUGGUGGAAAGUAUGAAUGUUCUACGUUAAACCUCAAUAAUAUUGGAACAUUACUACAUCAGCUCUUGAAGGAGAACUUUAUAUCAGAGAUAGAAGCAAAUGCUGCAGGUAUUGUUGAAAUGCACUAUGACUUCUUCUUGACAAACAUAAAGAAUCUUACUGAAAUAAAGA